UUGAGGUGCUUUAUGUCUACUAUUAUAUUGGUGACAGCCAAUAACAAAGAACUUCUUUGGCUGGUCGAGUGUGCAGUGUAGGAGAUAAUGUUCAGUUCUGUCACAAUGAUAGCCGCAUUUACAUUUAGCAUAAUCAAUCAGCUGUGUUGAAAUAGGUGGUAUGUUUACUGACUGAAAUUUAGACGCAGCCGUGUAAGAUGAACUGCGGACCGGUGUUGGGCAUAAGAGAAAUUGGAGUAUUUUGUCUGCUUGUUGAAUAAUGAGUCCAGCUUUUUUUUUUAAAUGUUGAUUGUGAGGGGGCUUUAGCUUUCGAAGGGAGUUCAUUCCAGUUCGUGGUUCAAUCUUUUUGCUGAGACAAACGAAUACAAAACUUCUUCCACAAGAGACGUGUCAUCAGCAGAAAGGUUGGCAUCAGUUUGCAAGUUGUCCACUAGAUCAUUAAUAAAAACUAGGAAAAGGAGUGGGCCCAGGAGCGACCACUGUAGGACACCUGCGUCAAUCGGUAGCCAGCCGGAACAUGCCUCAUUAAUGACAACUCUCUGCUUUCGAUUUUCGAGCUCUCGAAAUAUUCUUUUAGACUGUGGGGGAAACGUUGCAUCUACGGUGGAACUAUUCAAAGAGACCUACCCAGGAGGCCGUGAAUUUAUCAUUCAUUCCUUUGAAAUGGAUCCCCGCUUAGCUCCGUACUUUGCGGCCUACCCCGAUGCUGUUUUUCACAACCCUGUUGCUGUAUCAAACAAAGACAGCUUUACCAUGUCAUAUCUUGAAACCGUGUGGUUUCCCGAAAGAAGUUUAAGAAAGAACAAAGAUGGGAUGAUGGGAGGAGGAACAAUUUUCGCUUACGACGACGAAAAGAAGGACAACAAGACUGGGGGCGCCAGGAAUCUUUCUCGCCACAUUCGUGUUAAAACCAUUGACUUUUCAAAGUGGCUCCGUGAAAACAUCCACGAAGAGGAUUAUGUUAUCUUUAAACUGGACGUCGAAGGGGCAGAAUAUGAUAUCUUGCAAAAGAUGGUAGAUGACGGGACAUUCCAUCUUAUCGACAAAUUUUAUGGAGAAUGUCACUUCUGGCAUCCUACUGGCUGGAAUGAACAUCAGAGACAAGAACUUUUGAAGAAAAUUAAAACAAUUGGAUUCACAAAGACGUACUGGGCUGGUGAGGAGAGAACUUAUGCCGACUUCGAUGAUCUGCAUCAAUCUCAGGUAACAUACGACGCCCCUGGAAUAGGAGGACAGGUCCUUUCCACAUGCUCCCCGUCCUCAUCUGGCGAACUCUCCGUGUCUGUCGUCGUGCAAGUUGGAAUGAAUCUUAAGUCCGCUAGGAAGCUGGUGACUACCCUACAGGCGUACCCCAAAAGAUUUCCAAUCACCCUGUUCAUGUAUGGGGAUUUUGCAGAGUCACAUCCAGAAGUUUUACGCGAGUGGGCGAGCUACUUUAACAUUGGAAUGCGUGAGAACCAGCCCUAUCCAUACGGGAUUUUUGAAAUGCAGAAUUUCAACAUUACUCGAGAGAGUAUAGUUAGUUCUGAGAUGCGACUGAACGAAGUGGGGAUUCCGGUCUACUACUAUUUACCAGAUGCUAUACAAGGACGGAUCAAAACUAUAGCUCAGAAACGGAAACUCAGGAUAGUUGUACCAACUGUCAUAUUUCCUCCUAAAGAGAAUGGGAUCUUGACGUGGGAUAACUACCAUCAACACCAUGACGUGGCGAGGGUUCCUAAAGCACUUCGACUGAUCGACAGCCAGCUGAUGAACAGUGGAGGGAUCUUAUGUUUGGACUCCGACUUUCCGGACAGCGUGAUGAUCUCCGUGUUUCUGAUGGACUACCUUGUAGAAAUGUCUCAGUAUGAGUUAGUCAACCUCGACAAGUGUUUCUGAAGUUGAAAUAUUCUUAUUUAGAAACAAAAACGUUAUAUCAUUGUUUAUCAUAUGAUAGAUCAUUGUUUAUUAUAAGAUCCUUUUAUAUUCAAAUAAUAAAAUUGACUUUCCAGCCGAACGCCAUAUCUAACAAAUAUAACCCCAUUAGCAUAAAUUAUGAAUAUUCAAUUAUGAUCGUAACUUAAGAUUACAUUGUAUGUUGAUGAUAAAGCAACACGAAAAAAAGGAAUUUUUUGGCAGAAUUGUUGCCAACAAUAUUUUAGGAAAAGCCUAUAAGUGUCGUAGUCCUAGCACACGUCGUUCAGCAGUUAUAUGCGACGUCAAAUUUUGCGCGGUAUGUAGUACCGCUCUCUGGUCAGGGCAUAGAUGAACGAUUAUUUCAUUUGUUGGUAUGGUUUCUGCAAACACAAACAAUUUAUUUAAAAACCUAAGGAGUUUAAGAAGAAUAUAAGAACUUCGGUGGUAGAUUUAUUAUCAUUUUAUAAUAAAACAGUACACAAUAAGCAUAUAACAAGGGUUUGCAAGAUACCUGCGCAAAUAACUUAGUUAUGUUAAAAAGCUUUCCGUUGUAAGGUAGAUAUACGAAUGUUAUUUUACAUGGUCUGUAUGGGCCUUAUAUACAUGGAAGCAUUGUACAAUAAACAAACGUCAAUUCUUCCUGCAAGAGAAGUUAAUAAUCCAUGUCGGAGCCGUAAUUCGUAACGUAUUUAUUAUUAAUGAUAACAAUGAAAAUAUAUUAUAAUGCUAGUUGGGCCAAUGAGUUUAUCCCACAAGCACUCGACCUUGUUUGCGACUAAAAUGACCGAGUGGGGUCCAUUUUGUUCAUAAAAUCUCAGUUCCAAUUGUUAUCGGUGAUCAUUAAACAUACAUUGCUUCGUCAAUGUCAGAGGAAGAUUAUGACAUGUUAAAGUGUUGCUAAUUCCAGCUUAUCCUCAUAAUUUAUGCAAAAGGUCAGAAGGACAUUAUUACAAAAUAUUGUUGGAAAACAAUUUUAGUCAAUAAAGUAAUGAUUUUUUUGGGUUGUCAUGGCAACGGAAUUAAAAAGGAAUAUGUUUGCCAAAAUUUGUCAAUUUCGAUUUAGACAAUAUUUUUUUGGUAAACUACACUUGUUUUCUAACAACAAAUAAAUUCAAUGUUAUUUUCA
Messenger RNA from Branchiostoma floridae (Florida lancelet), 3022 nucleotides. RefSeq lists its product as uncharacterized. The record is from RefSeq and is a predicted model, not a curated record. The transcript has 7 exons. NCBI's taxonomy places the organism in Eukaryota, Metazoa, Chordata, Leptocardii, Amphioxiformes, Branchiostomatidae. The coding region runs from base 529 to 1878 and encodes 449 amino acids.